UCCUCGCGCCGACACUAAACUAACGAAACUUGUUGAUGCAAAUGAGGGAUAAACAAUUGAUGCUUUCAUGAGUAACGUAUCCAUAAUGACAAGAUGAUGUGUGGAUCCUUCAUUAAUUACACAUAACAAAACAACAUUUGAUUAUUGGAUAUGCUUUGGAUAACGAGCACCUGUUAAUUACCGUGUUUCAGAAGUCCAUAUUUUCGUGAAGUUACCGUGUCAACAAUGAAAGCAUUUUUGAAAGGAAGUGACAAUUCAGUGUUUUCACUGUCACCCAAAGUGACAACACUCGGCCGUGAAGGAUGUGACAUUCAACUACAGACAUCAGGAGUCGACCAGCAGCAUGCUGUGAUAGAAUAUCAUGAACAGGAAGACUGUUACGUCCUACAGGACCUCAACACUGCACAAGGAACCUACGUGAAUGACUGUCGGGUACAGAACGCCAUAGUGAGGCUUGCACCUGGGGAUAUCGUCAAAGUCGGAUACAGUGGAGUCCCGUUUGAAUUGAACAUAGAAAACCCACCACCUGCUCGUCAGGAGAGACCCGCAGGAUUCCAACAGAUAGCAUAUCCCCCUGUACAACAGCGACCAGCAUGGAGUCAGCCUCUGACACUUCUAUCUGACACCAUGAACUACGUCCCGACGGACACACAGCCGUCAAUAAACCAGGGGGCUAUGAACCUCCCAUACCUGUCCACAGGGCCAGCAACCAUUACCAUUCCAUCAGCAGUAUGGACGCCGACAAACCAACCGGUGCCUCGUCCCCCAGUCUCACUUCGUGCACGACCCCUCAGUGCAGGUUCUGCAAGGCCAGUCAGUGCAGGGUCAGCAGCAAGCUCGGCGCGCAGGGUCAAUGGAGGGUUUGACAGGGUGCAGACGUUUACAUCACCAGUCCAGUCACCAGUAACCUCACAGAGAUCUGUCGUAUCCGGAGGAUGGACCAAUGGACUAGACAGAAGAGCCACACCUCCAGUAUCGGUACCUGUGAUGGGUAGUCCAGACAACUUCAGAUUACAAGAAAAGGAACAGAGGAUAAUAGCCCUGACAGAGGAAGUGUCUCGACUCCGUAACUUGGAAGUGGACACGUUACGUAAGGACCAGAUGCUACAACAGAUGCAGCAGCAAAUCUUGGAGCUUCAGCAUCGUGUCGCCACUCAGGGGCCUCUCAUCAUGGGCGCCGAUACUGACCUGUCACAACGGGUUGUCGCUCUGGAGACUGAACUUACCUCGAAAAACCAGGAGAUGAUCUCCAUGAAAGAACAGUUUCGUACAAUUCAGUUGAGCAAUGCCCAGUUAGAAAGAUCCUCUAGUCCACCUGUAAUGACUGAUGAACUCUCUCUCAAACUUAAAGAAUUAAAUAACGUGAAAAAUGAGUUGGAGAGAGUUAAGAAGGACAAAGGUAUCACCUCAGGGCUCGUUACACAAAUGCAGAGAGAUUUGUCGAGUAAAGAUUCUACAAUCAGUAAACUCACUCGAGAGAUCGAGAUGCUGAAAAAGGAACUACGGGAAAAGGAAGGUUAUGUAAGCACGAUGACUGCCAAGGUCAAUAAGAUGAAGGACACUGGAAAGUCGACGGAGGAGAGAGACGCUAGAGAGAAGGAACUUAUCAGUCUCAGACAGAAAUUUAAGGCAACUGAGAACAAGAUCCAGGAGCAUCAGGAUUUGAUCAGUAAACUGAAGGAGGAGCUGGAGAAGACUAAACUGUCUGUGUUUGAGGAGAAACAGAUCCAGAAAAAGACGCAGAUCCAAAUGGACCAGACUAAAGCAGAACUUGUGGAUGUCCAGCGGACAGAGCGGGUGGUCAGGGUGGACCUGGAACAGGCCACUAAACGGCUGGAACGCUUCCGUAAUAGAGUAAUUCAGGUGACCUACUCCACACCAGGUAUUAAGGCCCCUGAGACAGAAAUCGGUGACGAUGAACUCAUCGAAACUCUCAAGAAGAUUGUCGAUGAAAGGACAUCAUUCUUCCAGAAGGUGAAAGAUCUGGAAAUUCAGCUCAAAUCAACAGAUUCUGCUCAGGACAGCUUCAAAAAGACCUCUUCAGACCUACGCAAUAAACUUAAUAACAUCAUUACACAUCUUAAGACCAAUGGAUUCAACGCCACCUCGCUGAAACAGGAACUAGACUUACUUAAUUCAGUUGUGACAUCGGAUUCACUAGUCUGGGUCCGGGACUCGUUGGUUGACCUACUUAAAAGUGCGUUGUCAUGGGAACAGGCAAUUGAGGCGUCACUAGAGCAGUGUGGGGUCAACGUCAAGCUGUCUAAUGAUGAACCAGGUAAACAUAUCCUUUUGUUGUUUGCGAAGUGGGAAUCUUCUAUAAGUGAGAAAGAGAGGCUGAUGGCCCAGAUCACUCAAGUGGAACAGCAAUAUAAGGAAGAACUUACACGGAAUCGUACCGUGGCAGAGGAGGAUUCAGAAAACCGAGUCCGAGAUGCCAUCGAAAAAACACGACUAGAGGGUGAAGAGAAGUUGAAUCGGGCAUUAGAGGAAGUGAGAGCUGUCGAGGAAGAAAAACUUGACAAUGCUGUAAGGGAGGAAAGACAAAGGGUGGAACAGCUAGAAAUGAGCUUGGAACAGCUGCAGGAGACAUUUACAAAUCAGCAGGGUGAUGUUCGAUCCCAAGCUGAGGAAACAAGUCAAAUGAUGGAGAGACUGGAGGAGUAUUCCACACUGGAGCAGUCACUACGGGAACAGAUCGUCUCACUGGAGACACAGGUCACAGAGUUCAAGGAGAACCUGUCCCAGGAGGGACAGAAAUGGGACAGGAAGUACGAACAGGACAUUCAGUCCUACAAGGAGCAGAAUAAACAACAUGGGGUCACUAUCUGUGCUAUGGAAGAGAGAUUGGUCAAGAUGACCAAGAGGGCCAGAGAAUAUCAGGACGAGGUCUCAACAUACAAGAAAACAAUACAUGAACUACGCGGUGAGGUAACAGCAUUAAAGAGUAAGCCAGUGCCUAAGCCAGUACCUCCGCCAAAACCGAAGGUCAUCGUACAGAAACCGUCCGAAGAUUUCGUAGCAAUGGAGAACCUUAUCAUUAUCCUAAGGAAGGAGUCUACAGAGCUAAAAAGUAAAAUACAGGAUCAGGAGGAUGUCGUACUGGGUUUGAGACGAGACUUGGCCGGAGCUCACGCCCGAUUGUCAGACAUUACUGGUGAACUGAGUGAGACUCAGAAACGUGAAAACGAGAAAAAUAAAGAACUGUUGAUCCAGCGUGAACGAGAAUUAACCGAUGUUCGGCAGCAGCUGGCCAAGCUUUCCAAGAUCAUUGACAAACAGAAGGAUGAGCUUAAGUCACUAGAGUCCAGCCUUAGUAAAGAGAAAUCAUUCUCCCAGAAAUAUAAGUCCAACCUAACAGAAAACAUGGACAAGAUCAGGGCCCUGGAAACAGCUCUGGAGCUAGAGAAAGAGGAACAGAAAAACCAACUUUCACUCCUGGACCAGGAGGGUCGAAUUACGUCUGAGAUGACUGCCCUUGGUGCUCAGUGUCGUGGCGAGAGGCAUGAACAGGUCAUAAUGAGACAGAGAGAAGCCCUCGCUGAGCUUAGAUCCCGUAUCAAAUCCCUGGAGGUCUCCAAACCACCUUUACCAACCCAGGACCAUGCACUACAACAGGUGAUCAUGCUCAAGAAAGAGCUUGCUGAAAUGAGGGCCAACCAAGCUCUGUCUGAAGACAAGGUGGCACUGGGUACUCUGGACCGUGAAGUCAGUCGAGCGCGUGGUCUGCUGGGUAACGCUAACCCUGAGGCCGAUAUGGAGAGAAGUGCACACAGAGAGACCAUGGAUGCUCUGGACAGCAGUGAAAACACUUACCUUACGUUACUGCGAGCAGUGGCCAGUUGUCUUGACCUGGAUAGUGUUGACGGUCUCCGUCCAAUAGGUCAUAUUCCCCGUGAUGAGAGAGAGCGACUCAUCAUGGAACGUGAGAACGCCUGUCAACUUGUAGCCAAUCGUAUCAAGGUGCUGAAGGAGCGUGUGUCACGGAAGGAUGAACUACUCCACGGAUAUGAGAGAGAUUUAGUGAAGAUGAGACAAUCUCAGGAGCUAGCUGAGAGGAAAGCUACACAAGUAGAAAAUCUGGUGUCCGAUGUAAAGACAAAAGCAGAAGAGACCCAGUAUUUACGAGAAUCUCUGAAUCGUACCCGGGAUCGACUGGAUCAGGAGAAACGCCUAAAUACAGCAAUAAAACAGAGAAAGACAUUCCACUUGGAGAAUGAGCGAGCCCACAUUCCCAGUACACGACCCGGAUCCUACUCUAGUCAUAAAUGUUCUAAUAUAGAUAUAAUGGGAAAGAAUGUUGCCAAGAAGAGACAACAGAAAGAUAUGGUGAAGAGGAAGAACUAUGAGAUCCAUACCCUAAAGUCAGAGUUAGUGGACAAGGAGAAAUCUCUGUGUGACUCAGAAUAUAGACUGGCUACACUGGAAAAUAGUAUGGGACUUGAAAGACAAGCAGAGUUUGUGGAAAGUUAACCUGAAAUAGACAUCUUAAAUAUAUACCGAGCAGCAUAUGACCAUAUAAGGACACAAUAUUAUAUUGAUUACAUAUACCUUAAUUCUCGUAGUGCUUAUUGCUGACAGAACAAAUCUCAUUGCGAUACUGCAUAUAGUGUAUUUCUGUUUUCGGUGAAGGAACUACUUUCUGUAGCGUAGGAGUAUGUGAGUGAUGAGUCUUGUACGUGUGAAAAACUGGAGAUGGAGACUUUUAUACGAUUCUCUGCUCAAGAUUAUGAAAACUGUACUACAGUACUUCUGCCAGUGAAUAACUCUUAAGAUCCCUCCCUGUAAUGUUGGGAGUGUGAGUACAAAAGAAAGCCAGACAGAAUUAUUUUCAGUUGGCGUUAAAUAAAAUACGCGUAAAUAUAAAUAAGUCAGGAGUUUUUUACCUUUGCCCUGGGAAGAUCAAGGACAAAAUGUCUCAUAUUUCGAAUAUCUGUUUAAUGGUUGUGUGAUAAAUGCUAAGACAUUUUUGAGGCAUUUUAUCCUUCUUUCAAAGUAUUGAAAUAUAAAUUGUAAGUACGAGUUGUUUACAAUAAUGUUGAGGAUGCUAGAAAGUCCAUGAUAGAAGUAUGUGUAUAUAGGACAUAUAAAGCAUGAAAUUUUCAUUAGAAAUCUCAUUAGACACUGAUGGACAUUUUAAUGAGUACGAUGUAUGAUGUAUAUAGAAAUAUAUGGUUUAUUGGUGUAAAUAUAUUUAAUUCUUCUAAUUUUACUAAACUUUAGUAUGUAAAAUUACAUUGUGAAAUUGUGAAGAAGUUUGAAGAAUAUAUUUUUCAAAUAUAUUUAUAUCAGAGGAUUGAAAUGUUGUGAUGUUUCAUACUAGAACUAGAACAGGGUUAUAAUCUUCCAGUCCUCUGGCCGGAAGCAAUUUUUGUGAUACAAAUAGGAACAUAUUAGCAUGUUGGUUAAAUUUGUAUUUGAUAUUGUUGUAAUUAAGGAAGAUGAGAUUGAUCAUAGUGGCGGUAUAAGUUUGUUAGGAAGUAUGUAUGUUAAGUGUAUACUCCUACAGUAAUACUACACUACACUCCUCUUAAUAUAACUUGUCAUAAGCUGAAUGAAAGAGAAAUAUUACAUGAAAUAUAUUUGAAAAGAGAUGUCAAUAGAGAAAUAUGCUAUAAAGAGAAAUAUUAUGUUAUAGAGAGAAAUAUUAUGUUAUAGACAGAAAUAUAGUAUAGAGGAAAAAAUAUACAAAGAGAAAAGUAAAAUUAACAAAUUAAAUUUUUACCGGUAUAAUCAUAGUUAUACACUUAAUAUGUGAAAUGACAUUGCUUUCUUUAAAUAUUAAAUCAAUCUGCCUUUAUUGUACACCUGUUUAUCUAUCAUUUCACAUCAGCCUUAAUGAGAUCAUUUUUUCCACAAGACCUUUUAUAGAAAUGGCACAAUAUAUUUUCCUAGUUAAAGUUGUACAUUGAAUUUUUACAUUAUUGCAAUAGACAUUAAGAGAAGUUCAUGUCUAAUCACAUCUAUCUUAUUACAAAUGACAUGUCAUUAAGUAAAUUGACAAUAAGAGGGAUGUAUUGUGGUAGUAGUUGGUUUUAAGAUGUUAUUUGCUUGUGCUUAUUUGAGUAAAUGUCUGUUGUCUGAAAGUAGAUGCUGCAAUCUGUCAAAUUACUGCCUCCUCUCCACCUCCCCAACCCCCCCACCAAAAAAAAAACAAAGAAACGAGAUAUUGGAUGAUUCCAAUGUGAUAAUUAUUUGUUGUAAAUGACAGCUUGAUAUACUAACAUAAUCAAAUUUGUAUAUAUAUUGUUGCAGGAAAAAAUCAUAAAAUGUAAUUAUUAUUAGAUGCUGUAUAUAUUUUUAAGAUUAUAACAAUGCUUUUAAGUUAAUAACACAUAUUCAGUUCAAGUUUAUGUUUGUAUGUAAUGACUAGUCCCACAGAUUUGUAGAUAAUUUUAAGUGUUAUGUAGAUUUGUGUGAAGAAAAGUUUAUUUCUAUGGAGACUGAUAGUAAUUAAAGUAGUACUGUACUUUGUAUUAGUAGAAAUAUUAUUAAUCCUUGACGAGACAUAUUGCUCUUCUCUCAAAAAAGUUUUCAGAACAGAAACCAUAUACAAAUUGUAUACUGUCUUAAUAUUAGAGUAAUUCUAACUAGAUUUAUUAAUUCAUGAAAACUCAACUGUUCUAAAUAAUGGUCAUUAAUUUUUGAGAUCUGUCAGCUCAGAUUUAAUUGGUGUAAGGGAGAUAACUCAUUGCUCUGUUACGAGAAACUAGUACAUUUUUCUAUAGAAUUUUAUUUUUCAAUGAUUAAUUAAAGUAUCCAUCUAAACAAGAUUUUUUUUGUUUUAAGAAAUGCAUCAGUUAUUUCAAACUUUAAUCAAAUUUUAUGAAUCUUUAACUGUACCAUAUAUAUUUGGUCUCAUAAUUGCUCAAAAUUAUUUGACAAAGUGUUCAAAUAUUACCAGGAUAAAUUUUGUCUUCAUUUGAUUUUUGUCAUUUUUUAUCGAUCAUAAACCAUUACUACAAUACUUACUACGCUGUGUCAUCCGUUUUUAUAGUCUAACAUUCCUCAGUGUUGAUGACCUUUGUAAUAAUGUACAUUAAUGUAUAUAUAUAUAAGAAUGUGUAUUGUUUUAACAAUUUUACAUCUUUAAACAUUGUUUUUAUACAUUGUCAUUGUUUACAGGGAGUAUUGAAUCUGUUACAAAGAGUGUUGAAGUCAUUGUGAAGUGAAUGACAGAUUUUUACUUGUUGUAUUCCCUUGACUCCGUCCUCUUUAUCAGAUUUUUACCUUUUGCAUUCCCUCGACUCCGUCCUUUUUAGACUCUAACUGACGUUUCUAUUUUAAGGUAUCAUGCUUCAUACAUUUUUUCAAAGCUUUGAUAUUUUUACACCGAUAAAUAUUGAAUGUUUUAUGACCAAGACAUCGCUAUACAUCCUUGGUUACUUUUGACCAUUCUCUGUUUUCUGCUUGCUCGCAUCAUUAACACUAUAAAAUCAAAUUACAUUGAUAAUGUGUACUGUAGCCAAAACAAGCAAUAGUUUAUAUAUUGACCAUGCUCAUCCUAACUUUAGAAGAUUAUUUUUAGCGAUAUUUUCUAUAAUUUAAUCUUGAUAUGAAAUUGCUGUAUUUAAACAUGUAGGAAGCUGUACGUAGUGCGAAGACAUUCUUGUACUGGUUAUAUAAAAAUGUCGUGAAAAGAUAUAGUCCAUCAGUUUAACAUAUUAUUUUAUCAAAUGAAGAGUACCUUAGAUUAAAACCCCUAGUAAAUAGUAACUAGAUAUUGAUAGUUAUAGAACGUUUUAUAAAACAUUUUUCUACUGUGAUUUAUAACUUUCCCCAUUUUUGGGGAUGUCAUUAUGUUAUUUUGUUGUGUCUGACAGAGGUUUAUGUAAAUCUCUGCACUUAAAUUGAUCACUGAACUAGAGAUUUUUCGUUUGGAUUUCCAUCCCCAUACCAAGUUGGCAUUCUUUCUGCAUUGUAUGAAAACCUUGUUUGUAAUAAUUUGAAAGAAAUAUUUUACAUAAGAUUUUUUUUUUCUUUGAAAUUUUAAAAUUAAAAUUGAUGUAAAUCAUUAUUAACCAUAUCAAAAUGAAGGAUACAAUGUAUGUGUAAACAUCGGUUUAACUGGUGGCCAGAUUUUGGCGGGACCAGACCUGUGUUAACCCCUCGACUGUGAUGUACGUUACACAAGAUCAUACAUUGUGUAACACUAGCUGUUAUUGUAUUGUAAUGUGUCCUUGACCCCUACAGGUCAAACUCAUGAUAGGUCAAGCGUAAAUAAAAACUUUUCUAGAUA
Messenger RNA from Pecten maximus, 8239 nucleotides. RefSeq names its product forkhead-associated domain-containing protein 1-like. The record is from RefSeq and is a predicted model, not a curated record. Gene Ontology annotation, molecular function: protein binding. Lineage: Eukaryota; Metazoa; Mollusca; Bivalvia; Pectinida; Pectinidae.